Botrytis fragariae is the source of this 186-nucleotide messenger RNA. RefSeq lists its product as uncharacterized. Bases 1 to 186 code for a protein of 61 amino acids. The transcript has 2 exons. The record is from RefSeq and is a predicted model, not a curated record. NCBI's taxonomy places the organism in Eukaryota, Fungi, Ascomycota, Leotiomycetes, Helotiales, Sclerotiniaceae.
AUGGUGAUCUUAAGCAUUUGGUGGAAGUGGAAAAUAUUCGUACUUUCUCGACUUCCAGAAGAUGACGUUGGAGACGUGGUGUUGCGAAAAGAUGGUUCAUACAGUGAGCUUUCAGGCGUUGAGAGAUUCAGAACAGGAUUGUAUGGAGGUGCUACAGAGGAAAUUGAUGGAGGAGGAGUAAACUAA